Molecule: messenger RNA, 330 nt
Organism: Penicillium atrosanguineum
Lineage: Eukaryota; Fungi; Ascomycota; Eurotiomycetes; Eurotiales; Aspergillaceae
Exons: 2
Coding region: 1-330 (109 amino acids)
Source: RefSeq, a predicted model, not a curated record
AUGAGUGUCCUGAGGGAGCGCACAUCGGCCAAUCCAUCUGGUAUACCGAUAAUGAUCUGCGCCCUCAAACCAGUCCCAGAUGAUCAGAAGCUGGAAGUAAAGGAGGGCAUCGAAUGGCCUGUUGAGAUAGCCAAUGUGCAAUUCUAUCAUGUAUCGUCUGAUACAGAAGGGCUUAAGAGGCCCCUGUUGGCAACUAUGCGACAGCUGGUCGAGGAUCCGAAUGCGGAGUUUGAAGUCGUACUUAUCGUGGACGAGGAAUUGUGGGAGAAAUAUCAAGAGCAGUGUGGACAACCAGUUCUUUUGCCGACUAAGAGUGAUGAGAAUCUUUGA